UUGUUUAUUUAGAUAAUUGUUAUAAAGUUUACGAAAAAAAAAAAGUUAAAUCAUAAUACUUUACUGUUUCUUUUAAAUGCGAUUUAUUAAUCUAAAUUUAUGAAUCACAGUUUAGGAUUAAAAUCUCAUUACUGAAGAUUUGUAACUUGCUUUCUAAGAAAAAAAUAAACAUAUAAUUAAAUUAAAGAGUAAUUAAAAUAAAGCUGGAGAAAGAAGAGAAAAAAAAACCCUCCAAUUUCAGCCCACCACAAGGCGCGGAAUUAAGUCUAGAUUCACAGGAAUCAUCGACAAAUUAUUCAAGGCGAUAAGGCGUUUCUCCCUUGCCAAAACGACGUCGCUGUCACCGGCAUCGUUGGAAUCUACUACAGUGGUAUUUAAAAAGAAAGCUAACGGUCACAUUUUUAUUAAUAACGAAGGAGCCAUCCCCGUUACCUGCCGACAACCCUGAACUCCCUCACCGCCACACACAACUUUCCAUUUUCCCACGUCUCCCUCCAAAUAUCCCAAAAUUAUUUGUAAAUAUUCAGUAUAUAUAUUUCUGAAUUUCUUCCAAACCAAUUUCCCUUUUCGUUUAAUUUGAAAAUUUGGGAGAGUGGAUUUUAUGAUUUUACGAGAUAUGCAAGCCAACCCACUGCAAUGGAAGGCCUCGCCGGGACUCGGUGUCGGGCUUGAAACGACGUCUUCGUCGCCGUUACCGUCGUUUUCGCAGCUGUCGUUGGGGAACUUGUCCGGUGGCACUUCUGUAAAUAGCUUGAAAACCAGGGGUUUGUUUCUAGUGAAGGCUAUGGAGGGCUCCAGGACGGCGAGCUUGAAUGGGCACGCUGGGAAUGCAGAUAAAAAUGCGAGCUUGCUGUCUUCGGUUGGAAAUUCAACCAACAUUCAGUGGCAUGAGUGUUCAUUGAACAAAAAUGACAGGCAAAAGUUACUUAAACAAAAAGGGUGCGUGAUAUGGAUCACUGGUCUCAGCGGCUCAGGGAAGAGCACUGUGGCUUGUGCUUUGGGUGGGAGUUUGUACCGCAGGGGAAAGCUGUCAUACAUUCUUGAUGGGGACAAUGUCAGGCAUGGCUUGAACCGUGACCUUAGUUUUAAAGCAGAAGAUCGUGCAGAGAACAUUCGGAGGAUUGGGGAGGUGGCGAAAUUGUUUGCAGAUGCUGGAGUUAUCUGUAUUGCUAGCCUGAUUUCUCCUUACAGAAGGGAUCGCGAUGCCUGUCGUGCAAUGCUACCUGCUGGAGAUUUUAUUGAGGUGUUCAUGGACGUUCCACUCCAAGUUUGUGAGGCUAGAGACUCGAAGGGCCUAUAUAAGCUUGCACGUGCAGGCAAGAUCAAAGGUUUUACUGGGAUUGAUGAUCCAUAUGAGCCACCAUUAAAUUGUGAGAUAGUAUUAACACAUGAAGGAGAAGUGUGUGCUUCCCCAUGUGAGAUGGCCGAAGAAGUGAUUUCUUACUUGGAAGAUAAGGGGUUCCUCGAGGCAUAGGAAGUCGGAACCCUUGCCGGAACCAUCAAAACUUUGAGCUGUACCACAAAUGCAGUGCAGAUAGCUUUUGGUGCCCGAAGUGGAUACUAUGCAUGCUUUACCAGAUAAGAGACAACAGAUGCAAAAGUCACCUGCUCUGAUAACAAGCUGUGAUUUUGCCUUGUCCAACAGGAGAGAACUGAGGCAAUAUUCACCUACUGAAAAGCAUUAGUUAAUUGAUUGAUUAAUUUAUGCCACAUAUUUCUAUUUCGUCUUCAUUCUUCUUCUUCUAGCAAGUAGCUCUGUACUUAUUUGAUGUUGUUUUGAACUGUGCUCUCAUUGUAAAUAGAGAAGUGGAGAAUUGGUAGGUCAGAUUCUUUCAUGGCU
Messenger RNA from Prunus persica (peach), 1840 nucleotides. RefSeq names its product adenylyl-sulfate kinase 3. Gene Ontology annotation, biological process: sulfate assimilation. Gene Ontology annotation, molecular function: ATP binding; adenylylsulfate kinase activity. Lineage: Eukaryota; Viridiplantae; Streptophyta; Magnoliopsida; Rosales; Rosaceae. The transcript has 7 exons. The record is from RefSeq and is a predicted model, not a curated record. Bases 602 to 1474 code for a protein of 290 amino acids.